AUGACGCGAGCGCCCGCCGCUUGCGCUUUCCGCGACGUUAAAGCAGUUCGGCGGCGCGCGGCGGCGACGAUGGCGACGCCGGCGGUCGCGUGCCUGAACAGCGCGCGGCUCGCGCUCUCGCGCGGGCAUCGAAGAGCGUCGCGCGCGGAUUCGCCGCGCGCGGCGAGCGCGGUCGCGACGCCCGCGCGGCCGCGCCCCGGCGACCGCGCGCGGCGCGCGCCGAUUCGAGGCGAACUUCGCGCGUGGGCGCCCGUCACGAUCCCACCGCGCGACGGCGGCGCGACGUUCGCGACGCCGCACGAGAUGAUGGGGUACUUCUCCGGCGUCCUGAAAGACGCGAAGCUGUGCCGGUACCUGGACGGCGAGGCGCGCGACGCGGUCGCGAGCGUGUUGCGCGCGCACCCGGACGCGUCUCGGAAGAUGGGACGCGGCGCCCCGCGCGGGUUCCAAGUCCGACAGGACCCGGAGAAAGGGUACCGAUACUUCGUCGUGAUUCGCGAGGACGGCACCGCGGAAGACUUCAGCGUUCGCAAGGGCGUCGACGCGCUGUUCCCGGGGUUCGCGAACGUCAAGCGCAAGGGCAACCAGACGCGGAGGGAGCGACCGGGGGCGGACGGAAACGAUGUCAACGCCGCGGCAAAUGCUGCCAACUUUUCUUCGCCCUCGUCGGCGGUGGACGUAGCCGUGAACGCGGCGCGCCUGAACCGCGUCAUCACCGACUGCGUCUCCGUGGACGAGCUCCUCGAGCUCCUCGCGACCGACCGAGGCGCGCUCGCGCGCUUCGAUCACAUCCACGUCCCGACCGCGUUCGUGACGCUGAACAGGCUCGCGGCGGCGGCGCCGAUGGGGGACGCGUCAGGCGCGGUGCGAUUAAAGCUCGACGCCGACGAGGGGUUCCGGUCGCUCGUCGUCCUCGCGCGGGUCAUGUGCGCGGACGGCCGCCUCGGCGCGCAGGGCCUCUCCAACGUCCUGCACGCGCUCGCGAGCAUGCACGCGCGCGGGGUGCUCUCCGUGGACGGCGACGCGACGAACCUCCGCGGGUUGGUCGCGGCUCUGGAGCGCGCGACGCCGCGGCUAUCGAAAAAGAUGACGUCGCAAGCCGCCGCGAACGCCAUCUGGGCGCUCGCGACGAUGCGAUGGGAGCUCGGCGCGGACGCGUGGGACGCGCUCGAGGCUGCGGUCGUGCGGCUCGGCGGCGCGCGAGGGUCGAUGAACGGCCAGGAGGUGGCGAACGUGCUGUGGGCGUACGCGACUUUCGGGUGGGAUCUCGCCGAGGAGACGUGGUCGGCGUUGGACGGCGCCGUCACGAGCGUCGCGGGCGGCGGCGGCGGCGGCGGCGGCACCGAAAACGAUAACGGAUCAAACGGCUCAGAUUCAAGCGUUUCUUCUUCCGGGUACGGCCGGAACCGAUUUCCGAAACAUUAUGACCCGGGGGGGGACGCGCGGACGGCGAUGAGCGCGCGCGCCGUCGCCAACGCGCUCUGGGGUUUCGCGACGCUCGGAAGACGCCCGUCCCCCGCGGCGUGGAAAGCGCUCGAGCGAACGAUGAUCCGAACGUCGGACACGAUGAACGCGCACGACGUCUGUAACGUAUGGUGGUCGUACGUUACCCUAGAAUCCUCGCCGUCGCUUCCCGCGGCGCGGGACGCGUUGGAGGCGGCGACGGCGCGAUUGACGCGGACGAUGGCCUCGAAGGACGUCGCGAACGUCACCUGGGCGCUCUCCAUGCUUCCUCGCGACGCGCCGCCGCCGCAGGAGAGCACGCUGACGGCGAUCGAGCGCGCGGAGGUUCGGCUCGCGGGGUCGAUGCGCGCGCGCGACGUCGCGAGCGCGCUGCUCGGGCACGCGACGAACGCGGGGCGGCGCCGGCGGCUGUCCACCGCGU
Micromonas pusilla CCMP1545 is the source of this 1885-nucleotide messenger RNA. RefSeq lists its product as uncharacterized. NCBI's taxonomy places the organism in Eukaryota, Viridiplantae, Chlorophyta, Mamiellophyceae, Mamiellales, Mamiellaceae. The transcript is spliced from 2 exons. Gene Ontology annotation, molecular function: RNA binding. The record is from RefSeq and is a predicted model, not a curated record. Gene Ontology annotation, biological process: chloroplast rRNA processing; mitochondrial RNA processing; regulation of mitochondrial mRNA stability. Gene Ontology annotation, cellular component: mitochondrial matrix; ribonucleoprotein granule. The annotation marks the transcript as partial.